Molecule: messenger RNA, 552 nt
Organism: Rhododendron vialii
Lineage: Eukaryota; Viridiplantae; Streptophyta; Magnoliopsida; Ericales; Ericaceae
Exons: 1
Coding region: 1-552 (183 amino acids)
Molecular function (GO): nucleic acid binding; zinc ion binding
Source: RefSeq, a predicted model, not a curated record
AUGACCUGGCAGAUGUUCGAAAACCUUUUCCUAGAAAAAUAUUUCCCAGCACCGAUGAAACAAGCCAUGGCCCAGGAAUUUAUGGACUUUAAGCCGCGUACCUUGACAGUAACCCAGUAUACUGCUUGUUUUGAAGAACUGGCACAGUACCGGCCCACUGAUGUUGCGAAAGCUAGGAAGUUCGAAUGGGGUCUGUCCCACUCUAUUCGUACUAGUGUGGUUUCUCAUGAGUACCCCACCUAUGCACAUGUGGUGAGAUGUGCACUCAUGAUGGAGCACAAGAAAUUUGAUUCAAAGUCGACAUGGGAGAAGCAAAAGAAGAAUGACCUCUCAUCUGGAGGACCAAUUCGCAACAAUAAUAUGGGGUUCGACACACCCAAACCCUACGCUCACCCACAGCAAUCUAACCAACCCUGGAAGAACUCGAAUCAAGAGCAAAGCAAGAAUCAUGACCAGGGAGGCAAAUGCUACCAUUGCAAUGAAGAAGGCCAUUUCAAGUUCGCCUGUCCUCGACUGAAUGGAUCUGGAAGUUUCAGAAAUGGGGAACAAUAG